UCAUUGAUGGCUGUUGUGUUUAUAUACGGGCACAUGUAGACCGAAAGUACUUAUAGUUUACGAUGGAUUUCUCGGCUCUCAUAGCCGAACUGCGAAAUAUUGCAAGCAGUUAUAACGGCCGAGACAUCGACUCAAAUGUUUCAACUGCCAUGUACUGCGAAAUGUUUCGCAAGAUUCUACAGAAGGCAGAGAGUGAGGUGGCAGCCUAUGAUGACCAAAUCGUGAUUCUCUGGAUGACUCUAUCCCAGCUCUGUCAGACCUACAAAACCCUCACCAAGUGUAAAGAGCGCAACAACCUCUACCAGCAUAUAUUUCUUCUGUGUGCAAAAGUAGUGUUGAACAUAAAGUGGCAACAGCUUUCAGAGGAGGAUCAGAGUAAGCAGAAUUUCCGUAAAACUGUGGAGGCCACGCACAACCAGCUGGUGCACGCUGGAUUUGAUCGUUUUGGUCUGCUGCUGAACAUCAUGGAAAACCCUUGGACAGAUCCCACCAUCACGAAAAUCAUGUCUGGAGACUCGGAGGACGAGAGUAACAGUGACACCGAGGAAGACGAGAACGAAAUGAGUGACGAAAGAAAAAAAGAACUCGAGGAGAAGAAGAGAAAGAAAACACAGGAGAGAGAAGAGGAGUUUAGUAAGUACAUUGCCACAGCGGACCCUCUAAUCCUGCGUUUGAGAGUAGAGAUGUUAAUGCAAGAGAACUGUGAAGAGUGGGCUCUUAAUCUCUGUAACUGUUGUCUGAAUCAGAGAAAGUAUCAAUCAGAUCUCGAGUUUAAAACAAUGCAGCUUCUUCUUCUCUUCAAACUGGGAAACAUGGACAAAAUCCAAGAAACGUGUGAAACCAUUGAGUGCCAUCAUGGAAUAUACAUCAUAGAACAGCUGGAAAAGAAGGAGACCAACCACAGUUUAUGCGUACGACUUAUACAGAUUUUUCUUGUUCAGGAUUGGAUAAGGCCUGACAGAAAUUGCUGUACAAAGAAGCUGCUCCAAAUGUGGAUUAAAUACCAGUCAGUAGAGGAUAAAGAUAGAGAUAAAUUUCUGGACAGUGUUUGGGCCAUUGCCAAGAUCUCCUCUAGUACUGACCAGGUCAACCAGCUGGUAACGGGGCUAGUCAAAAAGUGUGGCCUUAACUUACUUCAGCUAUACACAGACCUGUGUGUUUAUGCAAUUAACUUUGAUAAAGGAUGUUGUGAGCAGCAGAUGAUUCAGGGAAAUAUGGAAGGAGUUAAAAAGCAACAGUGGGCCAUCUCUGUUACUUGUAUCAAGCUCGCUGAUCUAUAUUGUAACUGUAGUCCAAAACUGGCUCGGACUGCAGCACUAACAGCAUUCUCCUUAAAUCCUACCAUUCAGAAUUUUAAUGUGGUGAGGAAAACUUUCACUGAUAAACGUAAGGAGAAAAUGCAGGCAAUGAAACAAGAUUCAUCAGAUGACAAGGGAAAAGAAGCACCACAAAAAGAAUACAAGCCAAGACAGAGUAAAUAUCUGCAGAAAGUGAAUCCUGCAACCAUUCAUGAAGUGGAACGUUUGCUCAACAUGCUACGUCCCUAUUAUCUGGACCCAGAAAUGGGAUUUGAAAAACUUCAGCCAGUGUGUCAAAAGUUCAUGGAAGAGAGAGGUGGUGGGAUAGUGGAACCACCAAAGAAACCGAUGCGACCUCCACCCAAAACAACACCAUCCCGCCAGAACUCGGAUAUCCAGUAUUACUGUGAUGACAGCACUGCAUUGUCCAGGCCUGCUAGUGCCUUGAUAAAAACAAAUGUUAAAAACCUGGCAAACAUGCCCCAAUCCUCUUCCUCUUCUGCUGAAUCCUCCUCCUCAGCCAAAGGUCAAUUAUUUGGUAACAAACCCCGUUCAUACCGUGCCAUGUCCCAACCAGAAACUGUUCCCAAGGUUAACAAAUCAUAUCGAGUCAAUACAAACUUAAACCAGAGACUUGUCCCGGCGAUACCUCAUUCACUUACUCCCAAAGUGUCUGCUGUUGAUUCUUCCAGUAACAUAAGUGAACUGCUAAAAGCCACAAAGACUCUGCUUCAAUACAAUCCCGAUAAAAGUUCGACUACAUCACAGUUAUAUCCCUCAUCCACCCAAGUACCAGCACCACAAGGUACUGGAACGGUUCACAGCCAGCAACAAGCCACAGAACUGUUACGUAGACAUAGUGUUAACCUUCCUGUGAAAACUGAUGGAAACAUUCUUAGUAGAAGUGAAGUCAUAGGAGAAGCUGGUGAUAAGUCCAUCUACCAUCACUUAUACCAGCCCCUUAAAGUGCAGGAACCAACCAGUUUGAAAACCACAAAGCCUCCAUCCAACAAAUUACAUGUUACUCAGAUUUCAUCUGCGAGCAAUUUUCCAUGUAGAUCUAGCAGCUAUAAUUUAGCAGCCCAAGUAAAUGUUCAGGGUAAUGCUCACGCUGCAAUAAGCAGACCAAUGGAAGGAAGUUUUCCAGCAGCUAGCAGUGCAGUAGACACUCGUCGACCAUCAGCAGAGGAACUUCAGAGCAUUGUUGAUUGGUUACAGCUGGGAACAGAGGAUGCUGUAUCUAAACAGAACAGUAUCAGUUAUAAUCCCUCCGUUCCUCAGACCCCUCCCCCAGCCCACAUCCCACAACCUUCCCUCCAGAACAGAGGACAAAGUACAGUUCAGGAAUCUCCAAUUCAUUCACCUUUGCCAUCAGGACAAAAAGUUGAUUUGAACACCCUUCUUUCAAAGCCACAAGUCAUGACCAAUGUACUAAAGAUUCAGCCAAAAGGAAAAACAGCUGUGCAAGAAGCAGCAUCACAGAUCUCUCAGAGAUUGUCAGACCUUCGGUCACAGACUGAUAGUAGGUCAAAUGAUGUGCAAUUGCUCCUUAAUCUACAGAGGAAAUCCCAUAGCAUACGAAAUCAACCUAAUGUGCCCAACACUGGUCAACCAGAGAAAGGAAUUCUCGGAAAGGAUGCUCAGAAGAAUCUCACUGACAAAGACCUGUCCUUAGAGGAAAUGAAAAGAAGGAUUGCAGAAAUUGUGCAAAAACAGAAACUUCUUUGUGCAGCUACACCUGACCAGCCAGCUAAAAGGAGAAGAUCUGCCUCACCAAAAGGAAAAAAACGAAGUAUGACCUCUUCAUCAUCAAAUCAGAGCAAGAUUAUAAACCAAGUUCAAACUCCAGCAGCUGUUGUAACACAAGAGAGUUGUAAGCUGGCCAGUGAACAGCAAACUGAUGUUCAAAAGCAGCAAAUACAGGAGUGGUUUAAUAACCGCCGACAAGUUCAACAGCAGAUAGAAAUGCAUAAACAGCAACCACAGAACACCAGCCUUUCAAAACCACAAUUAAUUCUACAGCACCAAGUUGCACCUAUUCAAUAUGUAUCAGCAUCACAGGUUGAAAACCUACAAAAUAGUGCAGUUCAAAGAACAAGUUCCAAAAGUCAAACCCCAGCUUUGUUUGGAAAUGCUGGUCCCCCACAUAGAAAGACAGAUCAAUAUGAACAAAGGCUUGGCUUAUUGUCAAAAUCAUCUCAUUUGUCUCCUACCAAGACAACUCUACUGGAGCAAAAGCUUCUUCAAGAUGACAGAGUAAUAGCUUCCACACAAGAUAGCAGGAAAUCUAGCAAUGUGUCACAGGCUUUACCACAUCUAGAUAUUUUACAGGACAGUGUACCUCAGCUUUCAGCAAGUAACCUGACAAAUCACUCACUUUACCCACCUCAGGCCUCACACAUGAGUAGAAAAGGGAGUAUCGUAGAAUCUGUGAAUGCUGAAAGGAAAACACCCUCAUCUGAUGGCAGCACACCAACAACAUUAUUAUCAGUUCUUCUGGAAAAGUCAAAAUACAUCAACUCUGUAGCAGCAACCUCUCCUAGUAGCAGUGUUCCCCAAAGCAAUGUACUAUCCUCACAAACAAGUAAGGACAGUCAACCAGUUUGUUUAAGUUCAACACAAUCAAGAACUACAUCUUUCAUGUCAACAGCAACUAACCCAUCACCUGUAAAAUCCAGUUCCCAGCAAAUGCUCUCAGUUUUAUUGCCACAAACUGCACACUGUGGUAAGCAGCCUAUAGAGAAUUCCAAUUCCUCUCCUACCUCGUCUACUUUUGGUGCAGGGAAGAAAACUGUAGAAAGUUCUACUACUAAUUUGGUGUCUUCUGCCAACCAGUCAACCACAGCAUUCCAGCUGAGGUAUGUUGGUCAAAUCAAAACUAAAGAAAUUCCAUCAACACCAAAUUCUGAGUCUGACUUACUGAGUGGCAUUACUAGUAGCCUUGGAAUACAGAAAUCUGCAGAGGGGCUGAAGCAAGUCGUCACAUGCAUUGACAGUGAUGUUGUAAGAGAAAUUUCAAAAAUGAUGGAAGGUGAUAAAACAAAACAUGCAAAUCUUCAUUUAGGAACUCCAAUUCAGUGCAAACCUCAACAAGAAACUGAAAGUAUGCACAGUGUUACAAGUAUUCAUAACAGAAAUGAAUUGCAUCACAAUUCAAGACAAAAAAAUCAUGAACAUUUUACAGAUUCUGAGGUGUCGGUGACCCAUUCUCAACAGAACAAUUCUAAUCCCAAACAGAAUUUAGAAUCAGCAAGUGAACAGAAUGAUGAUAUAGUAAAGAAUUAUAGACAAUCAUUAAUUGAUUCCAUAGAAAAUGGCAUAAAACAGUCAAUGGAAAAGAUUGAUGUUUCCGCAGAACUACUGGAAAAGUUGGAAGUAACUAAUAGAUCUCCUGAAACCAGAUGUGAGAAAGUGAAGGAGUGUGCAGACACUGCUGAUACAUCACCAUCUGAGAGUGAAGCUCUUGAAACUGGAAUUCAAAUUGAUCAAGAUGGGUUGGAACAUUCAUCUUUGAAGGACUCCACUGAAAAAUCUGAAGUUCCAGCUGAAUCUCAAAUUUCACUGCAUUUGAACAUGGAUAUAGAUUCUACUAAAGGAAAGGUUUCUGAAAGUUCUCCAGACAAUCAUUUGAAGGUUACUGAAGGAGAUAAAAAAGUUCCAUUGACUUUGGCUACAUUUUCAGCUGGAGAUGAGUUGAGACAAUGUACUGAAAAAAUUCCAGAAACAUCUUGUGACCAGAAGAAUGCUGAAAUGUCACCAGAAGUAGCUGGGGGACAAACCAACAGACCUUCUGAGACAGAUUCUGUAGAUCAAAUUUCAGAAAAAGCCAGCUGUGUGUUAGCUGAGGAGAGAGAAGUUAACAAUGACAACAGCAAUUUACAGGAGUUAGACAAUACCAACAGCAAUUUACAGGACUUAGACAAUACCAACAGCAAUUUACAGGACUUAGACAAUACCAACAGCAAUUUACAGGAGUUAGACAAUGCCAACAGCAAUUUACAUGAAUUACUUGCUGCAAAGGCUGAUAAAGUGUCUACAAUGAUGGAUAAGAGUUAUACUGAAAGUGAAAUUGAAGACAUAGACAAAAUUGUAGAAAAACAACAUAUACCAAUUGAAGCACAUAAAAACACUUCAAUAGAAACUGUAAACAACAUACCAGAGAAUAUGAAACUAGAAUCUGAGAAGCCAGUGGAAGAAGAAGAUGCCCAAGAUUUUCCACUGGACAAGAUCUCGGAGAAAGAUCCAGAAACAAAAGAUAAAACUUCUGAAUUGAUAAAUGAGACUUCAUCAAAUAGGGAUUUGGCAACAACUUCCAAAGAUGUUAAACAAGUAGAAAAAUCUGACAAUGUGGAACAUAUUGAUCUUCCAUCUGGAAUAGAAAGUCAAACUUCAGCAAUUGAUGGAUCUGGAAGUGACAAAGCACCAGAUGAGAAGCAAAUAUCAAAGCAAGUAGAUCAGGGAGCAGCAUUUGAAGAUUCUGUAUCCAUGGGGAAAGAUCUAAUUCAGGAAGAAAAUCCCUCUGACAUUGACCAAAAUGCUGCAACCUCUAAUUUGAAUGUAAAAACUGAUCUGGUAGAAAGCAGAGAAACAGAGGAAAACUUUGUUUCAGACAACAAUGACAACACAGAAAACCUCUGUAUGGAAGACAUUAAACAUAGCAAUAUUGAUCGAUCUAAAGUCAUUCAUAAACUUAAAAGUGACAUGAAUAAUCUUCUACACCAAAUAAAAGAUCUCAAUGGAGGCCAUGUUGCUGAAAAUUUGAGUGAGACUUUACCUGAAAGUAAGAUAAACUCCUGUCAGUCAGUAGGCAGUGAUGGAGAUGGAGAGGCUUCCAGACCUCCGGCACCAGUCCAGAAUAAGGAGGGUACAGAGGAGGGAGGUUCACAUAACAAAAGUACAGAAUUAGAUCAAGAUUAUUCAGUUCAAGUUACUGUGCCUUCAGAGAUGGACCACAAGGCAGGGAAAAGUGAUGUUGCAGAAGAUAGUGUGCAGCAAGAACAUGAUAUUGACGAAACUAGUUUACAAGAAGAGAAAAAUAUGGACAAAUCUAACCUCGGGAUAUUGGGAGAAAAUGACUUGGAAAAGGGAAAUUCCUAUUCUGUGGCAGAGAAUGAAAACUCCAAUGUACUGGAAGAAGUUAAAUGUGAGGAAAAAAUUGAAGAUAACUCUGAGCAAGAAAUUAACAAAAUUGAAGAUAAAUCUGAGGGAAAAUUUGACAAAGUUGAAGAAUUAGUGAUGGAUAAGAAACUUGAUGAGAAAAAAGAACAUGAGUUGGAUCCAAAAAAGUCUACAGAUGUUACAUGGUUCAAGAAUGUGGAAUAUAAAGAAGAAAAAAUGAAACAUUGUGAGGAUGAAAAAUCAGUAGACGAAGGAAGAGAAAUUGAAGAAGGCAAUAGGAAAUUGGACAAACUGAGAAAGAGUCAGAAAAAUAAGAAGAGUGACAUUCCUGCAAAUUUUGGAUUUGAUUUUUGUGAUGAAAGUAUUGCAGAUCAAACAAAAUCAGAACUGAAAUCAACGUCUGAAGUUACCAAGACCAAACCAAGUGAAUUUGUUAAAAUAUCUGCCCCUGAGUCAAAGCACAAGAAAUUGCAAGGGUCAGCCAUCCUGCAAACAAAAAAGAAAUACAGAGAAAAUUUGCAAGGAGCACAAGAAAAGGCAGAAAAAAUUAAAGAACACAUCAUCUCUGCCACUAAAGUAGUAGAGAUCACAGAAAAAGCACUGGCAAGUCCAGUAGAUUCGAAAGGGUUAUCUGCAGAAACAAAAAGAAAUUUGUCUGGGUCAAGUCGUGUAAAUGAUGUUGAAUCUGACCAACACUCUGUAUCUUCAACGUCAUCAAGUUCUUCCAUAUCGAGCAGUAACCUUUCACAGACUAGCCAGUCCAAUUCCGAUAAAGAGAAGGGAGUCAAAGAAGGUCUAGCAAAGAUCAACAAAUGUUUAAUUUGUGGGAAGGAAUUUAGAUCAGUUUUCAGUUUAAAAGAACAUGUAAAAAAUAAGUGUAAAUCUACAGACUUGGUACGAUCUAAAGACUAUGAAUUUACAUCACGCUUCACUUGCACCAAGUGUGGUAUGCUGUCAUCUUAUGCAUAUGAUAUGAGGGAUCAUCUCAAGAAAAAGCAUAGUAUGAUAAAUGACAAAGACUUUGAUGAUCUGGUCAUAAGUUCUUAUAAAUGUGAAAUGUGUGGUGAAUCAUUCAAGGAUAAACCAUCAAUAUACUCUCAUGUUUCCUCUGGCUGUUCACACAUUGCUUCCAACAGGAAGAGAAAAUACAGAAUUCUUGUAGAUGAUAAACAUAAAGUGAAGAAUGUGCCAAACAUUGGGAACCCUAAUCAGAGGAAACAGAGGGAACAGCUCAUCUCUGUAACAAACCAAGAUUCUCAGAAUAAAUCAGAGAAAGAAAAGACCCCAACAGCCAAAGCUGAAACACACACACAGCCGAAGUCUGCAAUCUUAAAAAGUGAAGAGACAGAUGUAAAAAUUGUUACCAACUCUGAAAGCCUUAAGAAAAUGUCAAAGGAAGAUAUAGUAUGUCCAAAUACUACUUCCUACAAGAAAUUACAGAACACAGAUUUUGAAAAAAAUACUGUAAUUUAUCCUGUUGAAGCUAGUACCUUAGAGAGCAGCCAAAACAUAGGGGAAUCAAAUGUUUCCAACCAACGGAUCACACGCUCUAAACUGGAAAACAACUUAGCAAGUCCAAUUUUUGGACAAAACCAAACUGUUGUAAAGCAGCAGGGUUUACCAGAGGAUCCCAGUAAGAAAAUAAAGAAAGGUUCAGGGAAAUCUGUAAAGACUGAAGAUGAAGAAACAUGUAGGAAGGCAGAAGUUCAGGAGGAUCUCUGUAAUAAAACUACAACAGGGAUGGCUGAGAAGGCAGAUCAGUCGUCAUCAAACCUAGAUAAUCCCAGUAAUGAUUUCCUUGAGAAGCAGUCAAAAACUGCUGUAACAAGACAGCAGUCCAAAACAAGGAAAAUGAGUCUUACUCUGAAUUGUAAUGAUCCAAAAAGUAGGAAAAAAGAUGAUUCUAAAGAUGUAUCUGAUCUCAGCAAAUUAACAUCUCCUAAACCUUGUAAACAGUUAUCUAAUAUGAGGCAGACAAGAUCUAGAGGGACAGUGGAAGAUGUUGACCUUAAGGAUUUGAAAAAAGUAGAGAUGAAUGUUCGCAGAAGUAAAACAAGAUGCCAUAGUGAAUCAACUGAUGGGCCUUUGCCAUCAGACAAUUCUGAGGUAGAAAUGCAACAGAAACCUACUGAGGAGUCAAAGAAAACGAAAUUACCUGAUAAUUCCAUUGAGAGUGGUGACAGACAUUCCAUUUCAGAAGAUAGAGAUUCCAGUCAUGGAACUAAAGAUAAAAGUCAGAAGAAGAAAAAAGAUUCCUCAUCCAAACAGUCAUUGGAAGAAGUGCCUACAAUGGGGAAGAGAUUAAUCAAAGUGAAAAAAUAUGAUCAGUAUGAAGUUCCUGAUUUCCUGAAAUCACAGGUUAACAAUUCAAACAUGAAAAGACAGUGUCGUUCAACAAAAGUCUCAAGUAAAGUUGUUGGAAAUCCAGCAUCUUCAACAAGAAGUGCCACAAAGAAUGAUCCCAUUGUGCCAACAAGAAAUUGCAGCAAAUGUGGGAAAAAAUUCUCAAAUCAGACAAAGUUGAUUAAGCACAUUGCUAGUGUUCACCUUUCUCCAGGCAAAUCCCAUACUAAUCCUCGAUAUCAAAAGUGUUCCUACCAGUGUAGAUACUGUAAAGCUACCUAUAAGUCAUAUAUACAGUUCCUGAAUCAUGUACCUGGACAUGCAGAACAGAUACUAGAGGGACUGGAAAGUAAAAUAGUCCCUGCUGUUGUUCAUGUUCCUUCAAAAUCUGCACAUGAACACGAGGCAGAACAGAUCUGUUCAACAAAUGUAGUAAACGAUGUCAAAAGUGAGGAAAUGGCAGAGAAAGAUAAACCCAUGGAAGCAUUAACUCGAGCCACAAGACAAUCAGAAAGUAAAUUAAAACAGAUCAAAGAUAACGGGGAAACUCAUGUGUCCACAAGAUCAAGACGAUUGACUGCAUCAUCAGACGGAGAACAGAAUGAUAAAAUGUCUUACAAAUCUCAAGACAACAAAACAAACAAGGAAGAAGACAAGCAUAAACUGAAUAGUGCAACUACUUUACCAAAAACGGGCAAAGAAAAGAAAUAUAAUACAACAUCAGAGGAGCAAGUCGGCAGGACCAGAAGUCGCAGCAGAAGUGCUAGGCAUUCAGAAGUCACCGAAACAAAAGAGGAGAAAUCAGACAGAGAGCUGAAUUCUUCAACCAGGCUGUUAAGAAAUAAGAAGGAAGAGGAAGAUAAUGAGAAAUUGUCCAAAAGAAAACAAGAGACUAACCCUAUUAGAAAGACGAGGCUGCAUGUCAGUCUUGAGAAAUUGUCACCAAAAGCUACAGAACACAUCACUCGAUCAAACUCAAAAAGAAAAUCAGAAUCUUUAGAUUCCUCAAUUCCUGCCAAAAAACAAAAGGAAGAGAUCUCAGAUUCCACAGAGUGUGAAACCAGUGAAUUUGAAUUAGCUGGAUCAGAUGCAGAAAUUUCAUUCCGAAAAAGAAUGUGUAGAAAGAGAAAAGUACCUAAUUUUGUAGAAAUGUGUGGAUCUGAUGUAGAUGAGACAACAGGGGAUGAAGAUUAUAAUCCAGCAGAUGAUGAAGAUGAUGUUAAUGAUGAUGAUUUUAUUCCUAAAGAAGUCAAUAUAUCAGGAAAUGUAAAGAAAAAACGUGUUGAAGUCCAGAAUGCAUGUAGUUAUGAUAAUGCCUCGGACAGAAAAAAGAGCAGUCAAGAAAUGGUUCAUGUGACAGUUGUUGAAGAUGAUGAGUUUGAAUAUGUGAAAUCUCCGACUCAUGAAUUUCAAACCUCAUCAUUAAAUGAAGAAAUCAAAAAGUCUGCCGCUGUAUUACCUGAUAAAAAACACCAAAUUGUAUUGUCAAGGUCCUCUAAGGAUAAUACAGCAUACUUACAUUCCUUCAUGUCUUAUAUUGACAACCAGAGUAAAAAAAUGACCAAUAAAGAGAAGGUUGUCAGUGAAAUGUUAACACAACAGAAACCAAGAACAAGAGAAAGAAAGUCCCUACCAGCCAAUCAGAAGGCUAAGAAAAAUAAACCUGCUGAUACAGAUAGUGAUGUUCCUUCAAAUGUAGAGGAGAAAUGUGUACAUUUAGAAACUAAUGAGAAAGCAGGAAGCAGUGCUGCCAGUCAGGCCCGGGGGACAUUCCUGGAUAGCUUCUUACAGCAUUGUAAUAAAGCAACAGAUGACCAGAUGGCAAGAAGAGCAGGAUCUGAGAGGAGAGAAAGUCCAGAGACGGCAGCCCCUGAUCGUGUGGAGCAGUCUUGUGAUAAGUCGUCAAAGGCUCAACAGAUGCAGGAAUCUUGUGAUACAAAGACAGAUGUUCUGGUGAAAGGAGAAAUGGAUAAGAAAAGUGAAAUGGACCAAACAGUUACAGACACUGAUGGUAGAGGCUUGGGGAAUGCUUUCCAGGACACAUUUAAAUCUUUUGUGACGGCAGCCUCCACGAAGGGGGAUGACUCCAUGGAGGACAACAAAGCCUCCCAGAGUGGGAGUCUGUCUGAGGUUAUCGAGGGUCUGAGUGAUUUGACAGAUCGGAGUCGCCGCGCUGGCUCAGCGGUGUCUGAGGACAGUGUACAGACAGUGAGCUCUCGGUGUACCGAUGUCAGUGAAACGAGCGAUGUAGCUCAACAUGGAGGAACAAAAUCUCACAGUGGCUCCAAAAGCAAACGAAUGAGACAUAUUUAUCACAACGGGAAAAUAUGGCAUGUUGGAGCAGGGAAUGUCACAUCAAUGUCAGUGAAGCCUGAAACCAAGGCAGAAUCAGUGCCUAGUACACCUCUGACUCCUUCACAUAGCCCUGGAAAGAGUUUAGUUAAUACAACAAAACAGCUCAUCAAAGUAGAUCGGGGUAAAAACUCUCCCCCGGACAGUGGUAAUAAUACCUAUACAUAUACAACAGUAGAAGAACUAAAAAAAGACCCACAUUCCUCAGUAAACAAAUGGAAGGUGAAAAGAGACAAAAACAAACUUAGCUUCAAAAAAUGAUAAU
This is a messenger RNA of Saccostrea cuccullata (small rock oyster), 11376 nucleotides long. Its product is annotated as microtubule-associated protein futsch-like. Gene Ontology annotation, biological process: regulation of transcription by RNA polymerase II. Gene Ontology annotation, molecular function: DNA-binding transcription factor activity, RNA polymerase II-specific; DNA binding. The record is from RefSeq and is a predicted model, not a curated record. NCBI's taxonomy places the organism in Eukaryota, Metazoa, Mollusca, Bivalvia, Ostreida, Ostreidae. Gene Ontology annotation, cellular component: nucleus. The coding region runs from base 63 to 11372 and encodes 3769 amino acids. The transcript has 8 exons.